Molecule: messenger RNA, 582 nt
Organism: Arabidopsis arenosa
Lineage: Eukaryota; Viridiplantae; Streptophyta; Magnoliopsida; Brassicales; Brassicaceae
Source: the annotation of a GenBank genome assembly
AUUACAUCAACAAAUCCUAUUCUCGUCAUGGCAGCAAUGACCACAGCAGCAGUUCCAGCAACGGGAUCUUUCCAGAAACAAGACGAGGAGUGGCGUGCGGUUCUGUCUCCUGAGCAGUUUAGGGUUCUCAGAUUAAAAGGCACAGAUAAACGAGGCAAAGGAGAGUAUACAAAGAAGUUCGAGGAAGGGACUUAUAGUUGUGCUGGUUGUGGAACUGCUCUUUAUAAAUCAACCACUAAGUUCGACUCCGGUUGCGGCUGGCCGGCGUUCUUCGACGCCAUCCCCGGUGCUAUUAAACAAACUCCAGAAGCAGGUGGAAGAAGAAUGGAGAUAACAUGUGCAGUGUGUGAUGGACAUCUAGGCCAUGUUUUCAAAGGAGAAGGUUACUCUACUCCAACUGAUCAACGUCACUGCGUUAACAGUGUCUCUCUCAAAUUCGCUCCUGCUGAUUCCUCCCACUAAUCAUCAUUGAUCGGACCAAUUUAUUUAAUGUAAUCAAAGAAUUAUGUUCUAUGAUCCGUGAGAUGCUUGCUAGUUUACAUUCCUACUCAUGUAAUACUAUAAUAAAUCUUCGUUCAAUCA